GCCCCGGACACGGCUGCCGCUGCCGCUUCCAAACCGGCACCAGCAGCCAGCGAACAGGCCUCAGCAGCCAACAAGCAACCUCAAGCACCUGUGGAGGCAUUGAGCGCUCCGUCGACUCCACAACAGCAGAGCUCAGCUGAGGGUCGCCAGUCCUCCACCUCAAAUAGUGCCCAACGACGCAACAAAGGCCGCCAGUCCUCUCGCAAGCAACACGGCCGACACAAGCAGCAGCAACAGGGGCAGGGGUCUGACAACGGCGAGGGUCGGGGAGAGCACACCCCUCAAUCGCAACACAACCAGGGCAAAGGCCGCAAGCAAAACAACGCCAACGGUCCCAGGGACUCACCUGCUGGAUCCAAGGGCGGGCGCAACCCACGCACCCCACGUACUCCCAAAACGCCACGCCAGAACCAGCACCCUGGCAAUCGUACCCCACACUCCAGGGGCUCGCACCAGUCUCGCAGUCCGUACAACUCGCCCUCGUCUUCAUUCCGCAAGUUUGAUGAAUACUGGUCGCCCGAGGAUGUCGCCAAGGGCAUUGCCGAUGGAUUCGUCAUUCAGGCGCCACUGCGCGUCAACGCCAAAAACUAUGAAGAAUGCUUUGUCUCCUGCAAACGGUUUCCUCGGGACCUCAUCGUGCCCUCUUUCCAGGCCCG
Messenger RNA from Monosiga brevicollis MX1, 656 nucleotides. RefSeq lists its product as uncharacterized. The annotation marks the transcript as partial. The record is from RefSeq and is a predicted model, not a curated record. The transcript has 2 exons. NCBI's taxonomy places the organism in Eukaryota, Choanoflagellata, Craspedida, Salpingoecidae.